AUGCUUGCCCUCCCCCUCGAUGCUCCUCACCCAGCACCUAGCACCCAGCUCUUUAUUCCUGUGCCUGUGCCUUCCAUGCCUGCCUUUCCCCAGCUAAGCGGUUGUGUCACCCACUUUGCUGCUCUGCCCUGGCCAACAGAUGACGAGAUAACCUCUCCCGCCUUGUCCACAGUUCAAGUGGAUAGGCGCAAGGAGGCCACUUGCAGGGAAGUAGGGCAGGCAGGGCAUGGCAGGCUCGAGAGUCGAGACUCGGUCCCUAAGCUGCCGAAUGGAGAACACACAGCUCUGUGGGAUACAAGGCGAGGCUGGAGCGACCAGCGUGCUUGCCUCCGCUUUCCUCGUCCCUUGUCCCGUCCUCAGGUUGUUCUUCCGAACACGCCCCCAUCGUUGCCCCCACGCCCCCAGCCACCCUCUUUGGGCGUGUGGACCCUCGCUGUCGGGCCUGGCCCUUUCUCCAAAUCCUCUCUACCACCACCUUAUCCUUCUCCUUAG
Colletotrichum higginsianum IMI 349063 is the source of this 492-nucleotide messenger RNA. RefSeq lists its product as uncharacterized. The transcript is spliced from 3 exons. The record is from RefSeq and is a predicted model, not a curated record. NCBI's taxonomy places the organism in Eukaryota, Fungi, Ascomycota, Sordariomycetes, Glomerellales, Glomerellaceae. Bases 1 to 492 code for a protein of 163 amino acids.